This is a messenger RNA of Aspergillus steynii IBT 23096, 1413 nucleotides long. RefSeq names its product sugar porter family MFS transporter. Lineage: Eukaryota; Fungi; Ascomycota; Eurotiomycetes; Eurotiales; Aspergillaceae. The record is from RefSeq and is a predicted model, not a curated record. The transcript has 4 exons. Gene Ontology annotation, molecular function: carbohydrate:proton symporter activity. Gene Ontology annotation, cellular component: membrane. The coding region runs from base 1 to 1413 and encodes 470 amino acids. Gene Ontology annotation, biological process: transmembrane transport; carbohydrate transport.
AUGCUUUGUUUUAUCGCGACGUUCACGUCCGCAACGCAGGGAUAUGAUGCUUCCAUGAUGAAUGGCCUCCAAAUCCUUCCAUCGUACACAGAAUAUUUCCAAUUGACUACAGCCACCACAUCUCUCAACGUUGCUAUCGUCUUUCUCGGCAGUGUGAUUGCAACGGUCUUCGCAGGAUGGUGGUCUGACCGCUGGGGACGGAAAUGGGGAAUUGCCUUGACUUCCCUUCUGGCGAUGUCCGGUGCAGCCAUCCAAGCCGCCGCAGUGCACGAGGCAAUGUUUUGCAUCGGUCGCCUAAUUGUUGGCAUGUCAAUCACCACUUGCGCCACUGCUGCCCCGGCCUAUAUUUCUGAGACUGCUCAUCCUCGCCACCGAGUCAUGCUCACCAGUAUAUGUGGUGCUGCUUGGUACGUGGGCAGCGUCAUGGCGGCAGCGAUUACCUACGGCACUCAGUAUAUUGAUAAUACCUGGACCUGGAGAUGUCCAUCUCUGCUCCAGUUUCUGCCCUCUAUUUGCUGCCUUCUUCCACUUCCUUUCAUUCCCGAGAGUCCUCGGUGGUUGAUUUACAAGGACCGAUACGAGGAGGCCCGCGCAGUUCUGGUGAAGUACCAUGGAGCUGGAGAUCCGUCGGCACCAAUCGUGAGCGUCGAGUAUGAAGAGAUUCAGGAGACAUUGCGAUAUGAGAAAUCUGUACAGAAGACAGACUUCAAGGCACUGGUGUCGACCACAUCGAAUAGGAGACGCCUCUUGAUCGUGGUCCUUGUGGCUGUCUUCUGCCAAAUAUCCGGGAACAAUAUCAUUACCUACUACUUUGGCAGUGUCCUCACCGGUUCUGGAAUUACCUCAGUCCAAACACAGCUAGCUAUCAACAUUGGAUUGAGCAUAUACAACCUCGUUUGCGCCAUAGUGGGUAGCUUUUACGUCGAUAAACUCGGCCGACGACCAUCAUUUCUUAUCUCAACAAUCGGAAUGUCCCUCCUCCUAAUUGCAGUCGCUAUCAUGACGAAAGUAUUCUCAACAAACCCAUCCCCAGGUGGCUCCGCAGGCCAGAUCGUGCUCAUCUUUCUUUUCUAUGGCUGCUACUCCCUCGUUUGGACCCCCCUAUCGUAUCUUUAUCCCAUCGAAGUCCUAUCCUACUCCCUACGCGCCAACGGCCUAGCCUCCUACAACGGCAUCUGCUAUCUAGCGGCUUUCUUCAAUACGCAUGUUAUCCCUUACGCGAUGGAUUGGUCCAGCUGGGCCUUUUAUUUGAUCACGGCAUUGUGGUGCCUUGUAGAGGCGGUGGUGAUCUGGUUCUUGUUUCCCGAGACGAAGAACAUGACGCUCGAGGAGAUCAGUGCGGUGUUUGAUGAGCGCAUGGAAGGCGAAGAUACUGACAAAGGGAAGGCGAGUGGAGUUGAGAUCGUGCAGUGA